Messenger RNA from Fonsecaea pedrosoi CBS 271.37, 1392 nucleotides. RefSeq lists its product as uncharacterized. Lineage: Eukaryota; Fungi; Ascomycota; Eurotiomycetes; Chaetothyriales; Herpotrichiellaceae. The record is from RefSeq and is a predicted model, not a curated record. The transcript has 2 exons. Bases 1 to 1392 code for a protein of 463 amino acids.
AUGGCAGUGUUCUUCGAUCUUGACGACGACGAUUGCUCAACCAGCGAUCGAUCGCGCUUUGACACGGACAAGUCAUCCCAGCAAAAUCAGUUGAAACCUGCAACCAAUGGAGGCACGGGUCGAGUGAGCCGCGUUUCUGGCGUUGAUAGUGGACAAGUACCGUCAAUAACAGCCAGCAAACUGGCUGCUGCAGUGACAUGCUAUCCUAUUGCUCUCUCCCUGUCCUCUCAUCUGGAUCUCAAUGAUCUGGACGCCCUCGCGUCCACCUGUCGAAGUGUCCACAACGGCCUGACACAGUAUGCGCGUCAACUCAAGUCUGAGUCUCUGCGUUGCAUCCAUGACGGAAGACCAGUUCUAGCAGAAGCACUCCUGGCACAAAGAGAAAGAACACACACCGAAGAGUUCUAUGGGAGUACUACCCUGGCACAACGUCCUGAAAACUCACACCAUCCUGGGGGCCUCUAUGCUUCGAUGGGCGUUACAAGCAAGAUCAGCUCUUGUGCUCGAGAUUUGGUGGCCCCAUGUCGUCGAUGCGGAACAGUUGUAUGCCGUAACUGUGCCGCCAAAUCUCCCAGCACUGUGAGACUGAGGGACCGCUUUCGCCGCCUUUGCAAGACUUGUCUUGACGCCCCAAUCGAAGCGCAUCUGCAAGCCCUUAGCUCUGCUGACGAUACCAGCGAAAGUCAAUCAGUGUCCAGUGCGAGUUCGAUGAGGUCCGAGCGGUCAGCUUCCAGCUCAUCUACACCGGACACCUCUAUAGGUCUGGAGAAAAACGAAUUAGACACCUGCUCGCACCGGUCUUUUACUUCUUCAGCAUUUCUUCGGGGUCCCUGCACCUGCGAGACUCGUGGGGUGUUUUUAUGUGCACCAUGUGGGCAGAGUCUGCGGGCAGCUGACACGACUUACAAAAGGGUGUGGACCUGGCGUUCUCGGUACUCGACGCACAUUGGUGACGGGUUAGGAACAGGAUUGGGAUUGGGAAAUCAAGCUCAAAAAUGCGGCCGCGGAGAAGAUUGCCUCGAGAUGAGCGGGAAAGCUAUAUGUUGGGUGGAAAUCGAGUGUUCUGAGGGCAAGGCGCAUGACGCGUCCGAUCCGGAGAGGAACAGUCUCAGCCGAGUUGGCACACCAGAUUCGGCCUAUGGCAGUAACAAGCCUGGGUAUUUCCAGCAGGAGAUCGAGGGCAUAGGCGGAGUGGUCAAAAAGAAAGUAAAGAAGCGUGUCAAGGUAGGGGCUGGGGUUUGGGAGUGGGAAGACGAGAGAGAAAGUGGCAAAUAUCUGGAGAGGGAAGCCGAAGGGACGGCGCGCAGUUGGUGCGGUUGGUGCGGGCGGGUAUGUCCCUCCGAGCAGGACAGGAAUGAGUCUUGCAUGGACUUGACCAGCAUGGCAGUCUAG